AUGGGAGAAGGCAACCAGUCCUCCAACCUGGAUUUCAUCCUCCUGGGAGUUAGUGGUCAGAAGGAACAGGAAAACCUCUUCUUCACCCUCCUCCUAUUCAUUUACCCCAUCACACUGAUGGGAAACCUGCUCAUCAUCCUGGCCAUUCACUGUGACGUUCGCCUUCACAACCCCAUGUAUUUUCUCCUGGUCAACCUCUCCUUUGUCGACAUCUUCUUCUCCUCUGUAACCAUCCCAAAGGCUCUCGCCAACCAUCUCUUAGGUACCAAAGCCAUCUCCUUUGGGGGAUGCCUAACACAGAUGUGUUUCAUGCUGGCCUUGGCAAACACAGAUAGCUACAUCCUGGCUGCUAUGGCAUAUGAUCGUGCCGUGGCCAUCACCCGCCCACUUCAUUACACAACAGUCAUGAGCCCACGGGCUUGUGUCCUCUUAGUUGUUGGGUCUUGGGUGAUGGGAAAUGCCAAUGCUGUCCCCCACACUCUGCUCACGGCUCGUCUGUCCUUCUGUGCAAACAAGGAAGUGGCCAACUUCUACUGCGACAUUGCCUCUUUGCUCAAGCUGUCCUGUUCCGACAUCCACUUCAAUGUGAAGAUGAUGUACCUAGGGGCUAGUGUUUUCUCCUUGCCAUUACUAUGCAUCGUCAUCUCUUACGUUCGGGUCUUUUCCAUGGUCUUACGAGUUCCAUCCACCAAGGGUGUGCGCAAAGCCUUCUCCACCUGUGGGUCCCACCUCACAGUUGUUUCUCUGUAUUAUGGGACAGUCAUGGGCAUGUACUUCCGUCCUCUGACGAGUUACAGCCUAAAGGAUGCAAUGAUAACUGUGAUGUACACUGCGUGA
This is a messenger RNA of Sus scrofa (pig), 837 nucleotides long. The record is from RefSeq and is a predicted model, not a curated record. NCBI's taxonomy places the organism in Eukaryota, Metazoa, Chordata, Mammalia, Artiodactyla, Suidae.